AUGAAACCCCACUAUAAAGACAUAAGGACACUCAGGUGAACGAUAAUAACCGAGUGGUUCGUCGCGGUCGUAAACAAUUUCGGUGAAUUUUAAUGUUUACCGUUAAGUCAGCGUGAAAAGGGGGUUAUUUUGUACAGUUACAGUCAUAGUUACACCGGGAGUGCUUCUUUUUAUAGAUUACAGCAAUGUGAUGGCAUAUGAGUCGCGUGUAAUGUAACAAUCCCCACCGACGCUCGCGCCGCUUUUGACACUCAGUGAGAUGACAGGGACGGAGCUUGUCGCUGAUAACAGAUGAACUAAAGGACUGAAGAUGUCGGACCAGGAUUUUGGCUUAACUCUAUCGACUGCUCCACAGCUACGCAGGGGCAGCACGCCCUUGCCAAUCAAGCAUCAGUUAAAGCGAGAAGAGGCAGUGUCCGAGGACUACGAUUGGACACCGGGGCUCGACGUGUGUGCGACUCCACAAAUCAGUAUCAGCGAUGCCCAAGAUUCUCCUCCGACAAAACCACCACAGCAAAAGUACUUCGGGCCCCUUCGGAUAGUACUGCUGGGUCAAAAUGGUGUCGGCAAAUCGUCUCUAGCACUUUCUCUUGCUGGACUGUCGGACAGAUCACUCUCGGUAGACUCGGAAACCCACGCAGCCGAUGAGGGUUACCAAAGACGAGUUACCGUGGAUGAUGAGGACAGCACAAUUUUAGUAUAUGACAAUUGGAAACAGGACCUGUCCACUCUGCAAUGCGAGGUGUGCAUCCUGGUGUUCUCAUUGACGGACAGGCGCACUUUCCACAGGAUCGCCCAGCUCCGCCUUCUGUUGAGGGAGACGUUGCCGCACACCCCCAUUAUUCUGGUGGGCAACAAGAGCGACCUUGUGCGGUCCCGAGAGAUCACCGUAGAAGAGGCACAUUCUAGUGCAAUGCAUUUUGGAUGCCUCUAUCUGGAACUCUCCGUCUCGCUUGACCACCACACUAAUGAACUGCUGGAGGCGGCUGUGAGAGCGGCUCGGGGCCACAGCCUGGGUCCCGGGUGGACGGAGGGGUCCCCCACGGCGGCUCGUAGGCAGAGUUUGACCAGCAGGGCCAAGCGCUUCCUGUCUGGGCUGGUUCCACGCUCCCACCUCGGCCGAGAAAGGGAUGUGGCCAGAGACCUCAGCCGACACAGAGGAAGUCGAAUGCUCAGGCAGAAGUCACGUUCCUGUCACGACCUCAGUGCUCUGAUGUAAAAGAAAACAUCUGCGAGAGCAAAGGCGCUCGAUCGACAGGAAAUAUGCGUUUGAGAGAGAGAGAUAAAGGGGAAGGGGAAAUAUGUGAAAAAUGGAGAGGGGGCAGAGAAAAGAUUAAACAGAACUGCAUGUGUGAUUGACAGGACCACUGCGAAGAGGAGGUGGUCCCUUGGUGACAUUACCUAAACUAGUAUGUGUGAAAUUAGUUGUUUAUACCAGUCCGUAAGUCAACGAAUGUGAGAGCGGUGCAGUGUAAAAACAUGAAUACGACACAACCUUUAAGGAUUUAGUUGUCUGAUAGACAGACAUGAUUCGCAGGAUGAGGAUGCUGAGACAUGCUGACUGCGGUAGGCUAUUAAAGAUUAUAAAGUAGCUCCUGUAGUUCCCCGUCGAGAAGCAUGCAGACACCGCAAGCUUACAGGACGGUAGUAAAAGUUCUGUUGUAAAAAUACAGGCACAGAAUAAGUUACUGUAAUUACUGCAUGUUGUCUUUUUUAACUUAUUUCCUUAACUUCUACUGUGUAAGUAGAACCUGAUACAGUAUCCAAACCAGACAUGAUGUGUCAAACCUUAAGUAUUUUGCUUCUGUCCCUGCUAAGAAUGGGAAUCGAAACGAACAUCUGAACUAUGGAUGUGGAAAACUACGUAUUUUCAGGAUCAGCUAAUAUACUCAUGUUUUAAGGACACCCUGUAAUAAUUUGGCUGGUUUAGGUCUGAUCGAACCAAGUGAUGGACAGCAUGAAUGAAGCUUGUGACAGAUUUCUUAUUUCAGACAAAACUGGUUUUAAUAUACAAUGUUUAUUGAUAUAAUCUUGCCCAAAAUAUUGAAGCAACAUAUGGGUAAAUAAAUAAUUGCAGGUAUACAUUUGGUGUCCAAAGUCAUUAUUUUAGCUGGCUUUUAAAUAGUUUUAUUAAUUUAGUAUUUGUUGUCAUGUAUCACAUGUUACAUGGCAUAACAAUAUCAUAUUUUCUGUGAAAAGUGUCUUAUAUAGCUAAAAAAAAAUCAUGAUUGUCUGUUGUUCGAAUUAGUGUCAACCCUGUUAAUGUCAAAUUAUGUUACUAAGGUAGAGUAACGUGUCGUGUGUGUAUGCAUGUGUGCGCGCGCGCGCGCGUGUGUGUGUGUGUGUGUGUGUGUGUGUGUGAGUGUGUGUGUGUGUGUGCGCGUGUGUGUGUGUGUGUGUUUUAGAAGAGGAGAGAGUGUGUUUGACUGCCAGCUCUGUUAAAUAUUUGUUACUCUACAUUGGUAACAGAGUUACCAAAAAAUCAUGAUUUCCAACUACAUAUUUGAGACACUUUUUGCAGAAAAUAUAUUGGUAUGGUCUGUACAAUGUGGUCUAUGACAAUGAACACCAAAUAAUUUAAAUAAUUUAAAAUGUAACCAUUUGAAAAAAUAAUGACUACUAGACACCAAAUGUGACCCUGGACCACAAAACCAGUCAUAAGUGAAAGGUAUAUUUCAAGAGUUUGGUUCCAAAACUUAAGAAAUCCAUUUUGACUUAUUUUGGUAAAAAUGUGUUUUCCAAGAAAGAGACAAGAUGAAAACCACUAUUUUCUGUUACAAACUUUCAAAUAGCAUUUUUAGGUUAGAAAAAUGUAAAAAAUUCAAAUCUAUAAUUUGAUUUUCAAAGAUUUAUUAUAAAAACUGAUUAUUUUUUUCCACAAAAUGCAAUAAAUCCAAAGUUUUUUUUUUCAAAAUACUAUAAAUCUAUUGAAUCAAUAUAUAAAUGUGCAUUGAUCUUUGCCAUUUUAUAUUCAUUUAGUUGACUAGUGGUAUACACUUAUUAAAAAAAUAAACAUUAAUGGCAUUAAUCAAAACACUUACUUUCAUAUUAAGAACACUGUCAUUGCUCAUGUUAUACUUGGGACGUCGUUGCUGAACUUUUUUCACAGCGAUCAGCUGUAAAAUGUUUUGGUCCUGCUUGAUUUUCGUUGGCUUCGAGUAAAAUAAUGGAAAGUUUUUUCAUAAGAUCCCUGGGGUCAAUGUGUUAGCAUGACAGAAGCUUCAUGCUGUCAGGAAAACAAGCAAUGCGGCAUUUACUGUCUCCCAAAUGCCUCUCGCAUAAAUUAUUUAAAUUUUUUUCAAGUCACAGAAACCACCACAGGUUUAUAAAUGCCAUCAAAGUAUUAUUUUGUUUUUGUUUGUUUGUUGAUCACAAAGUACAUGGACAUCAAACUAGGAUUCCAUGUUCAAAGCACCGCCAUUAUAUGCAUUUAUAAUGCGUGGAAUGGUGCACUGUGAUUGGUUAAGCGGAUUUAUUGCAUUCUGCAGAAAAAGGAGCAGUGGCGUUUGUUGCGGUUUGGGAAAAAAGGAGAAAAGAUGACAGAAUAACACGGCAGAUAUUGUAUUUUGCGUAAAAUAAAUAUAUUACUUUUUACUACAGACCAGAUAAAAUACAGAUUUUGGCGAUAAUGACUUUAAAAAUGACGUUUAUCGCGUUUUGGAACCAAAUUAUUCAUUUGUAGCAAUAGCCAAAAAUACAUUGUAUUGAUCAAAAUGAUAAUUUUUUAUGCCAAAACUCAUUAUGAUAUGAAGAUUUUGUAAAUUUUAUGUGUUGCUAAGGAUUUAACUUAAAAGGUGAUUUUCUCAAUUAUUUGUACUCUCAGAUUCCAGAUUUUUAUAUAGUUUUAUCUCGCCCCAAAAUUUUCCUAUCCUAAUAAAUAAUAUGUCACUGAGAAGUUUAUUUAUUAAGCUGCUGGAUAAUGUAUACAUCUCAAUUUAAAGAAAAAUACCCUUAUUAUUGGUUUUGUGGUCCAGGUUCACAUAUGCAGAUAUGAAAGUGACAUGAUUUUUAAGUAUGGUAAACUAUACUUAAAAUGUAACCACUGCAACCCAUCCCAGUGAGUAGUGAACACGUGCACAUUCGGAGCAGUGGGCAGCUAUCAAUGCAGUCCCCUGGGAGCAAUUGGGCGAGGUAAGCAUUGCUUAAAGGGAUAGUUCACUCAAAAUUGAAAAUUCUGUCAUCAUUUACUCACUCUCAUGUUUUUACAAACCCGCAUAAGGAAGACAUUUCGAGAAAUGUUUGUAACUAAAACCAUUCGUGGACCCCAUUCACUUCCAAAGUAGUAAAAAUGAAUACUAUGGAAGUAAAUGGGGUCCACAUACAUUUCUCAAAAUAUCUUUCUUUGUGUUCAUCAAAACAAAGAAAUUUAUACAGGUUUGUAACAACAUGAGAUUCAGUAAAUGAUGACAAAAUUUUCAUUUUUGGGUGAACUCUCCCUUUAAGGGCACAUCAGUCGCUAUCAUCCGUGAGAAUCAAACCUGCAACAUGGUUACAAGCCCCACUCUCUAACAAUCAUUGCAUGAAUGCUCCUAAUGUACCUGCAAUUAUAUAAUCACGCGUGUAUUGAUCCUCAAAAGAGGAGUCUGUUAAGGGGGACAUGCGUCAACCCCGAAAUUUGCUUCAAGACUAACAGCAUAAAUCAGGCCUUGUUUACAAAUGGAAUUGGCACUCUUGCUUAACAGUUUCCAUAUGGGGUUCCAUAGUGUAAACAAUCGACGCUAUAAAGCGGCAUAUGAACAAUUAAACACUUUAUAUACAAACUAAACAAAAACUCCUGGUUGGAAUUUAUUGACUCAUAAUUUUAGCGAGAGCAAUAUUCAUAGUUAUAAAAGCAACAUUUCUAAUUGGUUACUGAUAAAUUCCUCCCUAAUGUUUUGGUCAAUCAGGUGUAAAGUCUAUUUACUCCGUCACAUAUGGGGAGUCUUAACUAUUGAAUGGCACAUUUAUGCACAAUUAUGAACUGUAUGCUAAUUAAUUGUUUGAAAAGUAAUUGGCCAUCUGUUGCUGCAUAAUAAUGAAUUGCACAACAGUGAAUAGUUGUAGUUUUUAGCAUUAUUUUAACAUCAUUUUAAACUCCUAAUUAUACACUCAUGAUUCAAUUCUACAAAUCCAGUGGUUAUUUAAUGAGGAAGAAAGCAAUGUUAGGCAAUUGGUGCUGGCAGACUGGUCUACAGAGAGAGCUUUGCCAAAAUCGAGUUGGCUCAGAGGACUCAAAUUACUGUUUAACUAAUUCAACACCUCGUUCUAAUGAAAGCAAGCCAUGUUCACACAUGCAUGCCAUCUAACAACUGAAUCAACUUGACUUUUAUUUUGCCUUUAUGCAUACGGGUUGAUUGUGAUAAUAUGAAGUAUUUGAUUUGGCUGCAUGCAGUUGCUAACAAUAAGAUCUGAAAAGGCACUUUUAAUAAACCUAAUGCCAUACAGUAUUGGGUUUCUGGUAAACUUUACUCACUUUCUUAGAAGACUUGUCACAAAAUACGUAUGUUAGGACAAGCAAUACUGAGAAUAGCCCAUUUUGUCAUAUUGUUUGAAAGCAUGUAACGUCUUUCCCCCCAUAACAUAUUUAUUUAUUUAUUAAUUUGUGAUUUUUCUCAAUAGGACACAUUUCUGAGUGAACAAACUUGAUGGUCCUCGAACAUCAUUCUUAACAACCAAUCCGGUAUUAAGGGUUGUUUUGAGCUGAGGUCUGCGACAAACAUUUUUAUCCCCUUAUUACUGUCUAUCCCAUUCAUUUUGGGGUGAGUUAAUGAUCAGGUUUUAGUGUAGGACUCUUUUCCACAAAUGACUAUUCCUCCAUGAAGAAAUACAGUUGUAAGAGGAUUAAGGGACGGUACAAUGUAAGCAUAUGUUGAAGCAAACGAAAAGACAAUUUUAUCUGUAAUUUCACCUGCUUGCAUUUUAAAGGCAGGGUGCAUGAUCUCUGAUAGCCAGUGUUGACAUUUGAAAUUAUCGUAACAAACACGCCCCUACCCCAAUAGAAUCUGGACCUUAUUUUGAUAGACCCGCUCCACACAUAUGCAACCCAGGCAAUGAUGUGGGUUAGGAGACACUCCCCUUACUGCUGAUUGGCUACAAGUGUGUUUUGGUAGUCGGCCCAAGUCCCUUUUCCAAAGUGUUUUAAAAAAAUAACGCACCCCGCCUUUAAACCCAUUUUCACACAAUAUCAUGGAUCAAGUUUAUCUGCCAUAAGACCGAGCAUUUCUGUGGGGGCUGGCCACACAGGCUUAGGCAACAACAAAAACGCAACGUUCUGGAAACGUUCAGGGAGGUCACACGUGGCAACACCAUUCACUUGUUAUUAUUAAUAAAUGUUAUCCACUCUGUCUUUGAAAAUGAGAGAAUAAAGAAUUUGUUACAAUAA
Molecule: messenger RNA, 6361 nt
Organism: Paramisgurnus dabryanus
Lineage: Eukaryota; Metazoa; Chordata; Actinopteri; Cypriniformes; Cobitidae
Gene: rem2
Product: RAS (RAD and GEM)-like GTP binding 2
Cellular component (GO): plasma membrane
Molecular function (GO): GTPase activity; GTP binding; calcium channel regulator activity
Source: RefSeq, a predicted model, not a curated record